Molecule: messenger RNA, 1491 nt
Organism: Morchella importuna
Lineage: Eukaryota; Fungi; Ascomycota; Pezizomycetes; Pezizales; Morchellaceae
Exons: 11
Coding region: 1-1491 (496 amino acids)
Cellular component (GO): intracellular membrane-bounded organelle; cortical endoplasmic reticulum; membrane
Molecular function (GO): sterol binding
Source: RefSeq, a predicted model, not a curated record
AUGACGACAGCACAGAAACUCCAACCACCGCCCGCACCCGAAAUCGGCAACUCUAGGGGGAGAACGUUGAUAGAGACUGGCACGGCUGAUUCACGUCCUCAGCCAGAAACUACGAAGCAUAAAGAGGACGUGAGAAAAAGCAUGUUUGGUCACAACCCGAUCACUAGCCACGUAUCCAAGCGACGGAGUUCAUCCUUGUCGAGUGAUGCAGGAAAAUCAACUGCCGAACCUAUUGGAGAGGAGGAGGAAACUAUUGUUGACGAUGGGGAGAAGAACAUGUUGUUGUCGAUAAUCUCGCAAUUGAGGCCCGGAGCUGAUUUGAGCCGCAUUACCCUGCCGACAUUUAUCCUUGAGCCAAAGAGCAUGCUGGAGAGGAUCACAAACUUUAUGCAACACCCCGAGACCUUGUUACCAAUGACAGCUGUUGAUGACCCAACUCAACGGUUCAUAUCUGUUGUGAAGUUUUAUUUGAGUGGUUGGCAUAUCAAGCCUCCCGGCGUCAAGAAACCUCUGAACCCAAUUCUUGGCGAAUACUUUACCUGUCAUUGGGAUUUCAAUGAGACACCCGGAACACAGGCAUUCUACAUCUCCGAGCAAACGUCUCAUCACCCCCCAAAAUCAUCUUACUUUUAUAUGGCCCCCCACCAUGGUAUCCGGAUAGAUGGGACCUUGAAACCGCAAUCUCGGUUCCUAGGGAACUCGGCAGCAUCCAUGAUGAAUACCUCAGUUGUGGUUCUCCGACUACUCAACCGAGGAGCUACUGCGGGAAAGCCGGAUGGCGGGGAGAAGUAUAUCUUGACCCAACCGAACAUGUAUGUCCGCGGCAUCCUGUUUGGGAAGAUGAAGUACGAACUAGGCGACCAUUCGUAUAUCAAGUGCCCGGAGUUAGACCUGAUGGCAGAUAUCGAUUUUAAGGUCAAGGGAUUUUUCACUGGCGCUUAUAAUGCUAUCGGAGGGCAAAUUAAGAGGGAGAGUACUGGUGAGGUUCUAUAUGAGAUUACAGGUAGCUGGAGUGGGGAGAUGUUUAUUAAGGAUUGCAUGACUGGAAAGAGAGAUUUGCUUUUUGAUGCCACUAAUGCUGCACCUACGUCACCAAUUGUUAGACCAUUGUCUGAGCAGGAUGAGCGUGAAUCUCAGAAGCUCUGGGGACCUGUGACUACUGCAUUGAAGUCGAAGGAUCAGGAAGGCGCUACUGAUGCCAAAUUCAAAAUCGAAGAUAGGCAAAGAGAAGAAGCUAGGUUGAGGGAAGCUGACGGUGUAGAGUGGAAGCCAAGAUUCUUCCGUGCUGUUGACCCCUCGAGAGGUGAGGACGAGCAGCUUGAUUGGAUCAUCUCAACCAACAUCGACGGCACAACCCCGGAAGAGCAGAUUAAGCAAAUAUUGAACAUUGCGCCGAUAAUUACAGGAGCAAGGCGGGCUAGUAAAUACGAUAUCCCACCCCACCAUCCUCACACAGAAACUGUUCCUGAGGGUACCCAAAAUGGGGUGUAA